GCUUCAUGAUUGGCGCCUUUUAAGUCAUCCCCCUUUCAUUCGUCGACAGAACCAAUGCCACCGUCGCUGCGGCGAGAUAACGACGACACCGCCGCCUCGUCGGCUUCGGUUCAGUGGCUUCUUAUCCUGACGCAGUUAGGAUUUUCCGUUGGAUCCAUCAAUCUACAGAAUAACAAUGUAUAAAGUGUCAAAAUAAGCAAAGAUAGUACUUGUUUUGAAAGUUUAUUGUAAUGGAGGAUGACAAUGAGCUUGAGCUUAGCUUGGGUCUUUCGUUUGGAGGAUCUUCUGGCAAACUUAAAGGCAGAGCCAUCACUUCGGAUUUUAAAGCCGAGGAAGGAAGUACAAAUCAAGCAAUAGGCAGAGUUGUGACAGUUUCUGAUGUUCCAUUCAAGAACUUCCUCCAGAAUAAUGUUGGAAUUCCAGACCAAAGUGGGAAACAAGCUCUGUCACCACCACAAGAGAACUUCUGGAUUGACAUUGGCAAGUCUUCAGAAGGUUAUGAUAUCUCACAGGCUAGUCAGUUGAUGUUCACUAAACACAAAGAGCCUUGGAGUGGAAAUAAAAGAAUCAAUGAAGUUGAGGAAGAGAACUCAUGUUCCAAGAAACCAAGAUCAUCUGAGAUAAAUUUUCAGAAUCUAGAGAAUGUAGUUAACCAUGCUGAGGUAACAGGCAAGAGCUCUAAGGAUCACCCCAUGAAGAAGUCACAUCUUUCUGUUGCUACUGGUGAUGGUUCAACUGGUGAAAAUGAGGGUGUUGCAGAAUCUGAGGCAGAAGUUUCAAGCUCUUGGUUAGUUUCACAGUCUGUCAACACUAGCAAGCGCGCAGAUCUACACAAAGUAACUUCUAAGCAUGCCUUAAAUGAUCCAACUGGAAUUGGUUUCCAAGGGCAGAAACAACAAUUAUUUUCAGGAAGUACAUCCAGUGAUUUUGUUAAAGCUACAUUUGGGGCUUCAUCACCUCUUCAAACUCAUACUGCCGUAAAUGUAGAUUAUUCAGUACCUCCUAAGCCAACUUGUGUUGGCACUCCUACUCCUACAAGCUCUCCUUCACCAUGCAUCAUGCAGCCAACACUUCCAUCGAAUGGAGAUCCUUCUAUUUCCAAAGGGACAGAUUUUGAUGCUGAGAAGCUUGUUUUUGGAUACUCAGCAAUCCAACUUCCAACACUUGAGACAAGUUCUUCAUGGGCAUUUGGUUCUCAGCUUCAGGCUGUCUCUUCCCUAGGUCUUGGAACAUCGAACUCACAGCUCGCUGAAGAUGAUGCAAAGAGAUCAAACGUCCCUCUUCAGAUCCAUCCUUCAAAAGGGAAUGGUAAACAUAUCGUGGAGACUGGAACAUCAUUCUCAUCCCGUGCCGAGGAAGUUAUGAGUACCACUACUUUCCGGCAGAAGGAGAUUGCAACCUCUUCUAUCGAAGGCUUUUUUCAUGAAGGAUCUGCCAUAAAACCUGGUGUUGCAUCGAACGUGAGAUUUGGAGGUUCUGGCUCAUGCCCUGACCUUCCAUGGGUCUCGGCAACUGGGCCUGCCCCUAAAGGUAAGACCAUAUCUGGUGUCACCUACAAGUAUAACAAAAACGAAGUCAAGAUUGUUUGUGCCUGCCAUGGUUCUCACAUGUCCCCCGAUGAGUUCAUUCAACAUGCAAGUGCAGAUACUGCUAACCCAGAAAAUAACACAAGCUUGACAUCAUUCACCAGCACUCCAUAAGGUUCAGCACAGAACUAGUCUUGUUGGCACUAAGAACAGGUUUCCUCAUGGAAAGCAUGCUUUUGAAGUGUGACAAGGUCGGUAGGUGUUUUUAGUCUCAAAAGGACCUGAUUCUGUUGAUGUUAUUUAUAUAUUUGGCUUUACUUUUCAAGCUUGGAGGGAAGUAAGUAUGGAUUGUUGGGAGAGAAGGGUAGAAGAGACUAUUUUAAAGGUUGUAUUUUUGGAUGAAGAGAAGAGAGGAUAAUGAAUGGUUCUCUUUAGUAAACUUCUACUUCAAACUUUAAUUUCAUUUAUAGUCAUGAUUCAAUGA
Molecule: messenger RNA, 2010 nt
Organism: Zingiber officinale
Lineage: Eukaryota; Viridiplantae; Streptophyta; Magnoliopsida; Zingiberales; Zingiberaceae
Product: protein NINJA homolog 1-like
Exons: 4
Coding region: 231-1700 (489 amino acids)
Biological process (GO): negative regulation of DNA-templated transcription; jasmonic acid mediated signaling pathway
Cellular component (GO): nucleus
Source: RefSeq, a predicted model, not a curated record